Molecule: messenger RNA, 2177 nt
Organism: Mytilinidion resinicola
Lineage: Eukaryota; Fungi; Ascomycota; Dothideomycetes; Mytilinidiales; Mytilinidiaceae
Product: FAD/NAD(P)-binding domain-containing protein
Exons: 2
Coding region: 226-2133 (635 amino acids)
Molecular function (GO): NADP binding; flavin adenine dinucleotide binding; N,N-dimethylaniline monooxygenase activity
Source: RefSeq, a predicted model, not a curated record
GUCGUUGCAAUUGCGAAGCCAGCAUUCACCCGUCCAUCCACGGACAUCAGACUCUCGUCAGCACUGAGUUUGGCCACACAGAUAUAUCACUGCUCCGGCUCCAUUCUUCCUUGCUCAACGCCACUGUAAGAAGUACCCCACCUAGCAGGCACUAGUUUCAAAAGGUGGACGAGUUAUCACUGCGUUGGACUUUUAAAAGCCCAUCAGCCCACAAGUAUAGCCACCAUGAACUAUCAAGACGAGGGCGUUCCCACAGUGGCUGCGCUGCAGAUCGAGAAGCGCUAUGGUGAAGAGCGCGCGAAGCGACUCCGCGACGACGGCGACAGCCAGUUCGUCGACAUCUCCCUCUCCGACAAAUUCCAUUCCUUCCUCGAUGAUCCAUGGGUCGACGCGGCGCCCGUCAAGAACGCAAGCUCCAUGUUUCCCAACAAUCGCUGCCAGGUGCUCAUCCUCGGCGCCGGCUGGGGAGGGUUGCUGUAUGCAAUUCGCAUGAUCGAGACCGGAGUGCGCCCCGAAGACAUUCGAAUCGUGGAUCGCGCGGGCGGCUUCGGCGGGACCUGGUACUGGAAUCGCUACCCGGGACUCAGCUGCGACAUCGAGAGCUACUGCUACCUGCCACUGCUAGAAGAGACCGGCUACGUCCCACGCCACCGCUAUUCCUCUGGAGAAGAGAUUCGCCAAUAUGCCGACCUCGUCGCUCAGAAAUGGGGAGUGGCCGACAGCGCUGUCUUCCAGACCAAAGCUGAGACGCUAGAGUGGGAUGAAGAGUCGAAAGAGUGGCAGGUGGAGCUUGUCCAGCAGCGCCACGGAGAGCAACCCCAGACGCUGCACAUCCGCGCGCCGUUUGUGGCGACGGUGAACGGCGUACUCAGCUGGCCGAAGCUGCCUGGAGUCCCAGGAUUGCUGGACUACCAGGGCCAUGUCUUCCACUCGUCGCGCUGGAACUACGCCCUCACUGGUGGAUCGCCGGAGGACCCGUCCCUCACGAAGCUGCGAGGGAAGCGAGUGGCCAUUGUAGGCACGGGGGCAACAGCUGUCCAAAUCGUACCUCACCUUGCGCGCUGGGCAGAGCAUUUGUACGUCGUUCAGCGCACUCCAGCGGCCGUCGAUCACCGUGAUCAGCGGGAGACGGAUCCGGAGUGGUUUCGCAACGAAGUGGCUACAGCAGCGGCAUGGCAGCGCGAGCGCUUGAGGAACUUCCACCAGCAUUUCACCAUUGAGAAACAGCCUUCAAUCAACCUGGUAGACGACUGGUGGACCGGUGCUGUUGGGAUGGUGGCCAUUGCAGGUAACGCCGCGGGACCCAAGGCUAUGGAUGAGCUACCAGCAUACAUGCAGAAGCUCCAUGCCAUGGACCUUCCUCGCCAGCAGCGUAUUCGUAAACGUGUGGAAGAGGUGGUCAAAGACCCAGUUGUCGCGAAGAAGCUGCAGGCGUGGUACCCUACGUGGUGCAAGCGUCCUACCUUCCAUGACGAAUAUCUCUCGACUUUCAAUCGCGAAAAUGUCACUCUCGUCGACACGGACGGCAAGGGCCUCGACCACCUUACCAAUGACUCCAUUGUCGCAGGCGACGAGUCGUACCCCGUGGACGUCAUCAUCUAUGCCACCGGAUUCCGCUCACCAUUCACUGGGUCCCCAGCGCAAAAAGCCAACAUGACCAUCAUCGGCCGCAAUGACGUCUCGAUGAGCGAAGAGUGGGCGCGCAGCGGGCCAUCGACGCAGCAUGGUGUUCUCGAUCACAACUUCCCCAAUCUCUUCCUUUCCGGGCCAUGGCAGGCCUCCAACAGCCCCAACUACCUGUUCAACGUGGACGCUCUCGCGAAGCAUUCGGCAUAUAUCCUGGCAGAAGCGAAGCGUAAAGCUGGCGGGUACCCCUUCGCUGUGACAGCCACCGCUGCCGCAGCGCAGGAUUGGGGCGUGCAGGUGCUGAUGCGCUCGCCGCCCAUGGCUGCCAUAGCGGGUUGUACGCCGAGCUAUUUCAAUGUCGAGGGCGGUAUUGACCGCGCACCGCCCGAGAUGCAAAUGAUCAUGGCGCGAUCUGGGCUUUGGGGGCAUGGCAUUGAGGACUUUAUGAGGGUUGUCGAGGCAUGGCGUGAAGAGGGCAGUAUGCAGGGCAUCGAGGUGUCGACGUGAGUAGAUAUUUGGUAUUGGAGAAAUUUAACACCCGCACUUACCCC